AUGCUGGUUGUCACAAACAUGCUUGGAUUUCUUGCCCCAUUUCGUUCCCAAUGCUAUUACUUGCAAGAGUUUCAUGGCCGUCAUUAUUCAGGACCCAAGGAAUUGUUUAACCAUCGACAUUCGUCAUUACGCAAUGUCAUAGAAAGAUCAUUUGGGAUUCUGAAGAAGCGAUUCCUAAUAUUGCGGUCCAUGCCAAAUUACAAGUCUACAAGAGAAGGCCCUCUCGUGAUUGCAUGUUGUGUACUGCACAAUUGGAUCCGUUUGCAUGCAGAUAUGGAUCCAUUCUUUAUGGAAGCUGAUAAUGAAAUGGCGGCAGAAGCAGAAGCAAACGGGCUUGUUGGAGACGAAGCUGACUAUGUUGACAUGUCACAACAUGGGUUAACGUACAAAUCUAACUUUAGAGAUGCAAUUGCUACUGCUAUGUGGCAAAAUCAUGUUGGCCAUGGAUAG
Camellia sinensis is the source of this 450-nucleotide messenger RNA. RefSeq lists its product as uncharacterized. The record is from RefSeq and is a predicted model, not a curated record. Lineage: Eukaryota; Viridiplantae; Streptophyta; Magnoliopsida; Ericales; Theaceae.